Arabidopsis thaliana (thale cress) is the source of this 2072-nucleotide messenger RNA. It is a transcript of the gene MOS2, whose product is annotated as D111/G-patch domain-containing protein. The record is from RefSeq and is marked reviewed. Lineage: Eukaryota; Viridiplantae; Streptophyta; Magnoliopsida; Brassicales; Brassicaceae. Bases 250 to 1638 code for a protein of 462 amino acids. The transcript has a single exon. Gene Ontology annotation, biological process: mRNA splicing, via spliceosome. Gene Ontology annotation, molecular function: nucleic acid binding. Gene Ontology annotation, cellular component: nucleus.
CCGGUUUGGAUAAUCCAUUUUAUAUUCUUGUGACCCAACUCCAUUUCUGAAUAUGGGCCUAACUGUGUUAUAUAGGUCGGCCCAUAUACUUGUUAACAUUCCUCACUAAUAAUUUAAAAGGCCCAUCUGCUUUACAUUUAUCUACUACAGGCACCGAAUCUCCGGCGAGUUUAACCUUGCGAUUCUCACCGUCUCCGUGACGUUUCGGCUAUUGUUCGUGUGAGAGAGAAGAGAAGAGAAGGAUUCAUCAUGAAGCUCUCUUUCUCUCUCCCUUCUAAAUCUAAGCCCAAAGUCACAGCAACCACCGCCGACGGUAACAACGCCGUCGAUGAUGGAACUAGUAAAGAGUUCGUCACCGAAUUCGAUCCAUCGAAAACCCUAGCUAAUUCCAUCCCCAAAUACGUUAUUCCUCCGAUUGAGAAUACAUGGAGACCUCACAAGAAGAUGAAGAAUCUCGAUCUACCUCUUCAAUCUGGUAACGCAGGUUCCGGACUCGAAUUCGAGCCUGAGGUUCCUUUACCUGGUACUGAGAAACCUGAUAAUAUCAGUUACGGUUUAAAUCUGCGUCAGAAAGUGAAGGAUGAUUCAAUUGGUGGUGAUGCGGUUGAAGAGCGGAAAGUAUCUAUGGGGGAGCAGCUUAUGUUACAGAGUUUGAGGAGAGAUCUGAUGUCACUUGCUGAUGAUCCGACUUUGGAGGAUUUUGAGAGUGUUCCUGUGGAUGGUUUCGGUGCUGCGUUGAUGGCUGGAUAUGGAUGGAAGCCAGGUAAGGGAAUAGGUAAGAAUGCUAAAGAAGAUGUUGAGAUUAAGGAGUAUAAAAAGUGGACUGCUAAGGAAGGGUUAGGUUUUGAUCCUGAUAGAUCUAAGGUUGUUGAUGUGAAGGCUAAAGUGAAGGAAAGUGUGAAACUUGAUAAGAAGGGAGUAGGUAUUAAUGGUGGGGAUGUGUUUUUUGUUGGGAAAGAAGUGAGGAUUAUUGCAGGGAGAGAUGUAGGAUUGAAGGGUAAGAUUGUGGAGAAACCUGGUAGUGAUUUUUUUGUUAUAAAGAUCUCUGGAAGUGAAGAGGAAGUGAAAGUGGGUGUGAAUGAGGUUGCUGAUUUGGGUUCUAAGGAAGAGGAAAAGUGUUUGAAGAAGUUGAAAGAUUUGCAGUUAAAUGAUAGGGAGAAGGAUAAGAAAACGAGUGGAAGAGGUAGAGGAGCAGAGAGAGGGAGUCGAAGUGAAGUUAGAGCCAGUGAGAAGCAAGAUAGAGGUCAAACAAGAGAGAGGAAAGUGAAGCCUUCAUGGCUUAGGAGUCAUAUAAAGGUGCGAAUAGUAAGCAAAGAUUGGAAGGGUGGGAGAUUGUAUCUUAAGAAAGGGAAGGUUGUUGAUGUUGUUGGACCAACAACUUGUGAUAUCACGAUGGAUGAGACGCAAGAGUUGGUUCAAGGGGUGGAUCAGGAGUUGCUUGAGACGGCAUUGCCUAGACGAGGAGGGCCGGUUUUGGUUUUAUCGGGGAAGCAUAAGGGUGUCUAUGGAAAUCUGGUUGAGAAAGAUUUGGAUAAAGAAACUGGUGUGGUUCGUGAUUUAGACAACCACAAGAUGCUUGAUGUUAGGCUUGACCAAGUUGCUGAGUACAUGGGUGAUAUGGAUGAUAUUGAAUACUAAAACUCUAUGGUGAACUGAAGCUGCUAAGUUUCAAGGUAUUGCAACUAGCUCAUUUCCUUGUUUAGUUUUCUUGCAACUUUGAGUUGACGAGGUGUUUUUGGAGUUUCGUAUGUGUUAUCUGCGAGCUUUUAAAACUAAACAAGCUUGAUUUAGCUUCUCUUUUAUGUGCUUCUGUCAUAAUGUUCUUGCAUAUUCAUGUUGGGGAGAGCUUUGGAGAAGUUGGUUAUCUCCAUUUAUGAUUCCUUGUAAUUGAUGUACUAUGCAUGUGAACUUGUAUGCAAAGUGGGUAGAACUCUGUAUUAAAACAAAACGAGCUUGGAAUUUCUUCUUGUAUGUGUGAUUCUUGGCAAAAAAGAAUUGAAAAGUUCAAACGAAGGAAUGAAUUUGAUGACGAACUCCCAAAUGUUGCCGUCAGCCACAAAGUUAUUCUCGUC